GUGCAUUUAAGAUGUUGAACACUCACUGGUUCAAUGUCGUAUACUGCCAAUGCUAACGUCGUAAACAAUGUCUCUAUCAAAUGUUGCUUUGCUUACCAUAUAUUUUGUCUCUCACCACAACUAUAUCAUCAAAGACUUCUUCACACCUCACAUCCAUCAUCUAUAAAAAGCGUGUCAGAUACCAAACAUGCGUUCAAACAGAAGUGUCCAUACUAUAUAACUCAUUAUCAGUAUCACCUCCACCCCACUUUUUCACUUAAUCUUGGACUCUUCUUUGCAAUAAUAGAGAUAAAGCCCUUUAAAUAAGACUAAAAAAUAUGUGAGGAUUUUGCACCUUUAAAUUUCAGAGGUGGUGCUUCAUUCCAUGGUGCAGCUGAAGCGGGAUAGAAAAAAGACAGAUUCACAUGACCAAGUCCCAUAUUGUACUAUCUCAUAUACUUGAAGUGGUGGGACUCCUUUUCCAUUUUUCAAAUUCAGCCAUAACCAUAGUUUUCUGUCUCAUUCUUAUAAACCUCUGACAAUAUAUAUUCACGUCAAACUUUCAUCCUGUGUAUUAUUCGACACUAUAUAAUACACAGUACUACACACUAUACACCCUCUCUAAAUUUCCACACAAAUUCACUAGUUGAGAGAGUAAUAUCCAUGGAUGCUAGAAACUUGUUGGUUCUUCUUUCCUUUGGUAUAACACUAGUUUUACUUGUUACCUGGUUUCACCUUCCAUUAUUAUCACUCACUAACAAAGAAGCUCUAAACUGCAACAUUUACUCUGGAUGGUGCACCUCAAAGAACCGUUUCCACUCUUCUUCAUCAGACCCCAAUCCAAUCAACAAACCAACAACAUUCUCCAAUCACCACCAACAACUGAAACACGAAUUUGAUGUUCCUCGCCACCCUCUAGACCCUCUAACCAUCCAAGAGUUCAAUGAGGUUCGCGCUGUCCUAUCCACACACCCUCUCUUUAAGUCCUCAAACAGUUACACUCUCAAUUCCCUUGUCCUAGAAGAACCAGACAAAGAACUUGUUCUCAAAUGGAAAAAGGGUCAACCAUUACUUCCUAGGAAAGCUUCAAUCGUUGCACUUGUGAAAGGUGUCACUCACACUCUCACCGUUGACCUUAACACAAAUCAGAUAACUAACCAUGAAACAAGUCCAGCUGCUGGAUACCCUACCAUGACCAUUGAGGAAAUGAUGAGUGUACUUGAUGUUCCAUUGAAGAACAAUGAGUUCAAUAACACAAUCACUAAACACGGCGUCGACUUAGCAGACCUUGUAUGCCUUCCACUCUCUUCAGGGUGGUAUGGAACACCAGUGGAAGAGAAUAUAAGGUUGAUUAAGGUGCAGUGUUAUUCAAGAAAAGGCUCUGUUAACUUCUACAUGAAACCAAUAGAAGGUGUCACUGUAUUAGUUGAUAUGGAUAAAAAAGAGGUCGUUUCCAUUACAGAUAAUGGCCAAAACAUUCCUAUUGCAAAUGGUGUCGACACUGAUUACCGUUACUCCGUUCAGAAGCUCAAUAAAGAGUUGAAGCUGAUAAAUCCAAUAUCCUUGGAACAACCAAAGGGUCCAAGCUUUACAGUUGAUGGACAUAUAGUGAAAUGGGCUAACUGGGAAUUUCAUCUGAAACCUGACCCUAGAGCUGGAAUAAUCAUUUCUCAAGCUAAGGUGAGAGAUCCAGAUACAUCAGAGUUGAGAAGUGUUAUCUACAAAGGGUUCACAUCGGAACUUUUUGUGCCUUAUAUGGACCCUACUGAUGGAUGGUAUUUUAAGACAUACAUGGAUGCUGGUGAAUAUGGAUUUGGGUUGCAGGCAAUGCCUUUAGACCCUUUGAAUGAUUGUCCAAGGAAUGCAUACUACAUGGAUGGAGUGUUUGCAUCUGCUGAUGGAACACCCUUUAUACAACCAAACAUGAUUUGCAUUUUUGAGAGUUAUGCUGGUGACAUUGCUUGGCGACAUGCCGAGUGUCCCAUCACUGACAUGAGGGUUACAGAAGUGAGGCCAAAAGUAACACUGGUGGUUAGAAUGGCAGCAGCAGUAGCAAACUAUGACUAUAUUAUGGAUUGGGAAUUUCAAACCGAUGGACUAAUCAGAUCCAAGGUUGGACUAAGUGGUAUCUUGAUGGUGAAAGGAACAACCUAUGAGAACAUGAACCAAGUACCAGACCAAGAAUAUCUCUAUGGAACCCUUUUGAGUGAAAACAUUAUUGGUGUAAUCCAUGACCAUUUUAUCACAUAUUACCUUGACAUGGACGUUGAUGGCUCAGACAAUUCAUUUGUAAAGGUAAAUAUCAAGAGACAAGAGACCUCUCCAGGAGAGUCACCAAGAAAGAGCUACCUGAAAGCUGUGAGAAAAGUUGCUAAGACAGAAAAAGAUGCUCAAAUAAAGCUUCAACUCUAUGACCCAUCUGAAUUUCAUGUGGUAAACUCGUUGAAGAAAACAAAAGUGGGGAACCCUGUUGGGUACAAAUUGGUUCCGGGUGCCACAGCAGCUAGCUUACUUGAUCCUGAAGAUCCCCCACAAAAGAGAGCAGCUUUUACAAACAACCAAAUAUGGGUCACUCCUUACAACAAGAGUGAGCAAUGGGCUGGUGGCUUGCUUGUUUACCAGAGCCAAGGCGAUGAUACUCUUCAAGUCUGGUCCAACAGGGAUCGUCCAAUUGAGAAUAAGGACAUUGUGUUGUGGUACACAGUGGGGUUCCAUCACGUACCAUGUCAAGAGGACUACCCUAUCAUGCCUACUGUAUCUUCAAGUUUUGACUUGAAGCCUGUCAAUUUCUUUGAAAGAAAUCCAAUCCUAAGAAUGCCUCCCAAUUUCAAAGAUGAUUUGCCUGUUUGCAAGGCACAAGAUUCCGCUUGAGAUUCUAUCUGUUGUUUUUAGUCUAACUAUUUAUAUUUAUAUGAAUGAUGACGAAACUCAUAGAUUUAAAUAAUUAGUAAUGGCAUAUGAUGCAAUAGUUGUAGAGAAUCUAAUUUCUAAACUUCACUGUCUUGUGCAAGUUGUGUUAUUCGUGUCUUGUACACGCCAAAUAAACAAAUCAGGAGUUGGUCUAGUGGAAGUAUAUUAAUUCCCCAAUAGAGACAUAAUAAAUGUCAAGAUUCUACUUUUGUUGUA
This is a messenger RNA of Cicer arietinum (chickpea), 3105 nucleotides long. Its product is annotated as amine oxidase [copper-containing] gamma 2-like. Gene Ontology annotation, biological process: amine metabolic process. The record is from RefSeq and is a predicted model, not a curated record. Gene Ontology annotation, molecular function: copper ion binding; primary methylamine oxidase activity; quinone binding. Lineage: Eukaryota; Viridiplantae; Streptophyta; Magnoliopsida; Fabales; Fabaceae.